AUGGCCCCCUGUCCCCAGCCUGACUCCUGCCCAGCUGGAAGGCCCCUUGGUCUGAUAUAUUUGUCCCUUUUGCUCAUCCCUGCUGCAGCUGAAACCUGUGACUGCACCCUCGGCAUCAGCCGUGAGGCCCUCAUUGCUCUCAUUGUGGUGUUGGCUGCUGUCAGUACCAGCUGCUUCUGUGCCCUCAUUAUUGUGGCGAUUGGCAUAUUUCGGGCCAAGGGUGAAACGUGUCCCAGGGAGAUGGACAACAGGUUGAUGGGGCAAUUCGGGGUCCAGGACGACCGCAUGGACCUGCAGUCAGUGCACAUGGAGUCCCACCUCAUGGACCCUACCCUGGAGGUAGCUAUGAUGCCAACCGUGGAGGACCAUAGCCUUAUGACCAUCCCCAUGGAGACUUGUCUAGAAGAGCCAUCCUUCCCUCCUCCCCCGCUGCCAUAG
Molecule: messenger RNA, 438 nt
Organism: Jaculus jaculus (lesser Egyptian jerboa)
Lineage: Eukaryota; Metazoa; Chordata; Mammalia; Rodentia; Dipodidae
Gene: Tmem210
Product: transmembrane protein 210
Exons: 4
Coding region: 1-438 (145 amino acids)
Source: RefSeq, a predicted model, not a curated record